AUGAAAGAUGCAGGCUCAAAGGAGUGGAAGAUUCCGGAGAAGCACCUCACGGACUCCAUGUACGUGCGCGCCUAUGAGAUCCGCAUCGACCUCUUCAGGGCUGUCGUCGUCGUCGGAGCCUCCGGCACUCCCUACCACGACGCGCUCUUCUUCUUUGACAUUGCCUUCCCCUUCGAUUACUCGACCCACCCGCCUGAGGUCCACUACCACUCGUUCAGGCUGAGGCACAACCCGAACCUCUACGCGAGCGGGUAUGUUUGCCUCAGCCUGCUCAACACCUGGCUAGGAAAGGGGAAGGAGAAGUGGGACCCAUCUCAGUCGACGAUCCUACAGGUUCUGGUGUUGAUCCACGGCCUGGUUCUCAACAAGGAGCCCUACUUCAACGAAGUGGGAGCCGGGAACCGAUUUGGAUGCGAGGCGUCUCAGGCCUACAACGAGAAAAUCUUCAUUUUGACUUGCAAAACGACGCUGUAUUUGCUCCGAAGGCCGCCGCUGAAUUUCAAGGCUUUCACCGCCGCGUUCUUAUUUGGGGAGUGGAGCUAA
This is a messenger RNA of Prunus dulcis (almond), 543 nucleotides long. Its product is annotated as probable ubiquitin-conjugating enzyme E2 25. NCBI's taxonomy places the organism in Eukaryota, Viridiplantae, Streptophyta, Magnoliopsida, Rosales, Rosaceae. The transcript has 2 exons. The coding region runs from base 1 to 543 and encodes 180 amino acids. Gene Ontology annotation, molecular function: ubiquitin conjugating enzyme activity. The record is from RefSeq and is a predicted model, not a curated record.